CCUUGUGUUUUAGGGGAAAGCGGAAGUUUUUGUAGUAGUGGUCUAUUGGUCUUUCUUGGCGCGCGCACACAAGCUCUUAACCCCAGGCCAAGAUGUCCUGGAUGUUAAUGAGAGGCUCUGCUUGGAGAUUUUUGCAGUCUGCUCAAUAUCAAAGAAGUGACAACACAUCACAGAUUUCUUCCCCUAAUAUAUUUUUCAAUUCAGAACUGAAUGAAACAUUCUCAGGAGAUGACUCGUCUUCAUCUAUUGAGGAGGAUAUGGAUUCUGCAGUUUUAUUUGGAUCCCUGAGAGGGAAUGUUGUUGGCUUACGCUAUUAUACAGGAGUGGUGAACAAUAAUGAAAUGGUAGCACUUCAGAGGGAGCCCAGCAAUCAAUAUGAUAAAAAUGCAGUCAAAGUAAAUAAUGUCAAUGGGGAACAAGUUGGUCACAUCAAGAAGGAACUGGCAGCCGCUUUGGCCUACAUUAUGGAUACAAAGUUAGCAAAGGUUGAAGGUGUUGUACCUUAUGGAGCUCACAAUGCCUUUACUAUGCCAGUACAACUGAGUUUCUGGGGAAGAGAAGAAAACAAGCAAACCGUGUUAGACCACAUGCUGUUUCAUGGAUUUAAGCUUGCUCCCCUAAAGAGUUCUCCAUCUAAAUUUAACCUCAUAUCUGGGAGGGCUGGGCCAAGUUAUGCCGCCCCAAUACUUCCCGCUGUGCAAAUGACAACAGAGCAGUUAAAGACUGAGUUUGAUAAAUUAUUUGAAGAUAUGAAAGAGGAUGACAAAACUCGAGAGAUGGAACCAUCAGAGGCAAUGGGAACAGAGUUACUUCCUCACCAAAAGCAAGCAUUGGCUUGGAUGGUUUCACGUGAAAAUAACAAAGAUUUGCCACCGUUUUGGGAAGAAAGAAAUAACUUUUUUUAUAACACACUUACUAAUUUUGCUGAAAAAGAGAGGCCAGAAAAUAUCAGAGGUGGAAUUUUGGCAGAUGAUAUGGGCUUGGGCAAAACACUCUCUACCAUUGCUUUAAUUCUUACGAACUUCCAUGAUGGUCAACCUUUUCCAACUAUGAAAAUAAAAAGAAAACUGGGAAAGGAGGAAAGUGCUUUGGUUGAUAAUUCUACAGAAAGGAAGAAGUCAACAAAUCAGCAUUCCCAUAGACAGGGCAAAGAUGCAGCCAAGAAUAAAGAAAGGAAAGUCACCACAAGUGUAAGCAACAAAGUAGAAGCUUAUCCUUCAGAAGUGUUGAGCAAUUACCCUAAAAGGCAACAAGCCAGAAAAGUAAAAUAUACCUGCAGCAGUGAUUCUGAAGAAACUGAGGAGUGUCUUCCACGAAAAGUGAAAGUUUCUGCAGCCCCGUCAUGCAAUCUCAUGGAGGAUUCUCAGUUUGCUUUUGCCCUAUCUGGGUUACCUACUGAAACAAAGAAAAAGUCUAAGAAAAAAGGUAGUUCCAAUUUAUAUAGUAAUUCAAAUUGUCAUUCAGUAGCUGUUUCAGAAGGGCUCCCAAGAACAUCUUUGGUCAUCUGUCCAUUAUCUGUACUGAGCAACUGGGUUGAUCAGCUUGAACAACAUGUGAAACCAGAGGCAAAUUUGAAUACAUAUGUUUACUAUGGUCCUGGACGCAGCAAAGACCCAGCUGUCCUUUCUGCACAAGAUGUGGUGCUUACUACAUACAGUGUUGUUACUUCUGACUAUGGUAGUAAGGCUAGAAGUCCACUACACAGCAUAAAGUGGCUGCGGGUUGUGUUGGAUGAAGGACACACAAUUCGAAAUCCAAAUGCACAGCAGACAAAAGCUGUCCUUAGCUUAAAAGCAGAAAGAAGAUGGGUACUAACAGGUACUCCCAUUCAGAACUCUUUAAAGGACUUGUGGUCACUUCUAUCUUUCUUAAAACUGAAGCCAUUCACUGACAGAGAGUGGUGGCACAGAACCAUACAGAGACCAGUUACCAUGGGUGACCAAGGUGGACUUCGACGUUUACAAUCUCUCAUUAAAAGUAUUACGCUGAGGAGAACCAAAACAAGUAAAAUCAAAGGAAAACUUGUGCUGGAACUGCCUGACCGAAAAGUUUUUGUUCAGCACAUUAAACUCUCAGAAGAAGAAAGACAAAUAUAUGAAUCUGUGAAGAAAGAAGGGAAAGCUGUUAUCAGCAGGUACUUUAAUGAAGGAAGUGUGCUCACACAUUAUGCAGAUGUUCUUGCUGUAUUGGUCAGAUUAAGGCAACUUUGCUGUCACCCCCAUCUUGUAUCAAAUAACUUCUCUUUAAUUACAUCUACAGCCAGUUCUACACCAGAAGAGUUACGUGAGAAACUGAUGAAUAAAAUAAAAUUAGUUCUGACCUCUGGCUCAGAUGAAGAAUGUGCUAUUUGCUUGGAUUCUCUAAAUAUGCCCGUAAUAACACAUUGUGCACACGUGUUUUGCAAACCAUGCAUUUGCCAGGUUAUUCACAGUGAACAGCCAUAUGCCAAGUGCCCCCUGUGCAGAGGAGACAUAUGCCUAGAACAUUUGGUGGAGUGUCCUCAGGAAGAGUUUAACUUGGAUCAGACACAAGACAAAAAGUGGAUGUCGAGUUCAAAGAUAAACGCUCUCAUGCAUGCGUUGAUAGGCCAACGAACCAAGGAUCCACGUACAAAAAGUAUAAUCGUAUCUCAAUUCACUGCUUUCUUGACUUUGAUUGAAACAGCUCUUAGAGAGUCUGGCUUCACGUUUACACGCUUGGACGGUUCAAUGACACAGAAAAAAAGAAUAGAAGCAAUUCAGUGUUUCCAAAGUGAUGAUGCAGAAUCUCCAACCAUAAUGCUUCUGUCACUGAAAGCAGGAGGAGUUGGUCUAAACCUGACAGCAGCUUCACGAGUAUUUUUAAUGGAUCCUGCAUGGAAUCCUGCUGCAGAAGAGCAGUGCUUUGAUCGGUGUCACAGACUUGGUCAGAAGAAAGAAGUCAUUAUUACCAAGUGUCUGCUUGCUAUUAGGAUCCACUGGCUUUCCUUGUCUACCCCAUGAACAAACCAUCGGACUUCCAGCAUCUACCUGCAGAAGAACACUGGAUAAGCACCCCUACUGCAAAUGGACUAUGGUAUUGAAGCAGAGUGUCUGAGGAAGGUGGAGCUCCAAGAGGACAAGGACUAUUCUUAAAGUGAUCAGAGGCCACCCAGAGACACUUGUGCUUUUCCCAUGUCAUGCUUCACUGUGGAAAAUGUACAGAGCAAGAAACUGUCGGAAAUAUUGGGGGGUGCUAGCAAUGCAGGUGGAGAAAUAAAGAUGCAGCGUUGUUGAGGGGCCACACCUAUGUGCAGUGACAAAUUGUGCCCUAUUGGCCUAUAAAAUUACAGCAGUAAAUGUGAAUACAUUUCUCUACAGUAUUCUCACAUAGAUUCAUGUUAUACUGAAGAAUUAGGCUUAUAUUGUUAUUAAAGGAUUUACUAAUUUUCUGUGCUUUUCUAUUUUAUGUUAUUCUGUUAGAAUAAAAGGGUGGUAUGUUAGCCUUACCGACGCCAUCUUGUUCUUAGUUGCCAUUUUGUCUUAGGCAUCCAUCUUGACUAAGAAGUGUUUAUUAUGUAGUAAGAAAUAUGUUGAUGUUAGUGAGACUUGCAUAGCUAGAAUGGCCCUGACGAUGUGCUUGGAUGCACUGUUAUCUCUACAAGAUGUCAAACGGCCUUGAUUUGUGCUGGGCUAUGUAGCUCAGAUUUACUGUUAUCUGAAGUUAGGUAUUUCUGUAGAAUUGACUCCCUAACACUCCUUUUCUACCAAUUAUAUUUUAAAUGAGCUUCUUUUUUCUUGCAGAAAUAAUAUGUAAGAUCAUGAAGUUAUGAACAUGUCACAGUGUUAACCCUCUAUGCUGUAACCACUGCCUAUAAAAAGUGUUGUUUGUCUUCUAAUAAACAGAACAGAUGUUAGACUGA
Bombina bombina (fire-bellied toad) is the source of this 3880-nucleotide messenger RNA. RefSeq names its product helicase like transcription factor (gene HLTF). The record is from RefSeq and is a predicted model, not a curated record. Gene Ontology annotation, molecular function: ATP binding; nucleic acid binding; ATP-dependent chromatin remodeler activity. The transcript is spliced from 24 exons. The coding region runs from base 93 to 2981 and encodes 962 amino acids. Lineage: Eukaryota; Metazoa; Chordata; Amphibia; Anura; Bombinatoridae.